AUGGAGGCACAAUCGCCAGCUCACGAAGUUGCCCUGUGCCGAUCGGAUGGCAAGAAACAUCUUCUGCUCGCCGCAUCUGGCUCCGUCGCAACCAUCAAAAUCGCCCCCAUCAUCAAAGCGCUGGGCUCGCAACCCAAUCUCUCCAUCCGCCUUGUGCUCACCAACUCGGCCGCCAGCUUCCUCGAUGGCCAGGCGGCGGAGCAGCCUUCCCUGGCCGAGAUUGCACGAUAUCCUAACGUCGAUGGGGUCUACAAGGAUGCAGCGGAGUGGUCACCUUCCUGGACCCGAGGGGCACCGAUCUUGCAUAUCGAGUUGAGGCGCUGGGCCGAUCUCAUGGUCAUCGCGCCUCUGAGCGCCAACACCAUGGCGAAACUUGUCAACGGCAUGUGCGACAACCUGCUGCUGUCUGUCGCCCGCGCCUGGGAUGCCACGGGUCUCAUUGACGGGCGUCGCAAGAAGAUCCUCGUCGCGCCUGCGAUGAACUCGGCCAUGUUCCAUCAUCCCGUCACCAAGAGGCAGAUCAAGGUUAUGGACGAGGACUGGGGCGGCGCCGACGGGUGGAUGGAGGUGCUCCAUCCGAUAUCGAGGGGCAUGGCGUGCGGGGACUCGGGAGACGGCGCCAUGAUACUCUUUGACGAUAUCGUACGAAAGAUUGAGAUGGAAAUGAGACUCAAUGAGUCAAGCGAGUGA
This is a messenger RNA of Emericellopsis cladophorae, 690 nucleotides long. RefSeq names its product phosphopantothenoylcysteine decarboxylase. The record is from RefSeq and is a predicted model, not a curated record. Gene Ontology annotation, biological process: coenzyme A biosynthetic process. The coding region runs from base 1 to 690 and encodes 229 amino acids. Gene Ontology annotation, molecular function: FMN binding; phosphopantothenoylcysteine decarboxylase activity. NCBI's taxonomy places the organism in Eukaryota, Fungi, Ascomycota, Sordariomycetes, Hypocreales, Bionectriaceae. The transcript has a single exon. Gene Ontology annotation, cellular component: phosphopantothenoylcysteine decarboxylase complex.